AUGGUGAAACAUCACGUUUUCUACACCUUUUCACGAGAAGCCAUCAAUUUCCUAGCGAUAAUCAAUUCGUCAAUUAAUUUUGUCAUUUAUAUAGUAUUUGGUAAAGAAUUUAGGAAGGAGCUAAUUAUCGUUUACGGCUGUGGAAUACGAAGUAUCACUAUGCGGCUACCGACGCAUGACAAGUUCAGUAUAUGGCGGACUUGGGGCAAGCGAGCUACAGCCGCAGCUAAGGGCCUGCGAGGGUCGAUCAGCGCCGGUGGCAGAAGCAAUUCGAGCACUCAUGGGUUAUCAAAAACGCCAAACCUGGAAUACUCCUCUUUGGACCAUCUGGAGCAAACGAGAUUCAUAAACGAUGUCAAGGACAUGAAUGGCAAGCUCACGAGGACAGAAGGCUCACCUAUUCGAAUAAUUCAAAAUGGCUCAGCUAAAUCAGUACAGGUGGAGCCAAUAAACGGCACUGCUGGACGACGAACAACGCUCACCCUCAUGUAUCCUAUAGCAGACAAUGAGAUGAACGGGCAGGUGGUAUUCUUGCCAGAUGGGGAGGGAACUUUAUGUUGA
Messenger RNA from Cooperia oncophora, 561 nucleotides. The record is from the annotation of a GenBank genome assembly. NCBI's taxonomy places the organism in Eukaryota, Metazoa, Nematoda, Chromadorea, Rhabditida, Trichostrongylidae.